AUGACCCGACCGGCGCCCAAACCCGUGUCGCCGUUCGCCAAGUUCCGUCAGCUCGAGAAACAAAACUCUACUAAUUCCCCCAACUCGCCCAAGAGUCCGCAGAGCCCGGGCUCUCCGUCGCAGCCUUACUUCAAGUUCACGGACCCCGCGCUGCAAGCCAGCGCCGUCACUAUUAAAGAACGUUUGCUGCAGUGGUGUCGCGACAAGACCCGGGAUUACGAGGUACCGCUCACUCCGCACAGCCCCCCAAGCCCCCGACCCUCACACCCCGGCCUUCCAUACCCUCCAGUCCGUCACUCUCGGCGGUCAUACCCGCUGGGUGAGAGGUCACGACCCAGCCGGGGGGCUUGCGGCUCUUCAGAGUACAUUCACGUCCAGGAGCCUACUCCUCACACGACGCUCACACCACGCAGACGCCCUCGCCACUCAUACACUCCACGCUUAUUUGACGCUUGCUAUACUCUGUAUAUAUGCUCGAAUAUAUUAUAUAAUGUGAAGCUGGAGAACUUCUCGUCGAGCUGGUCGGACGGGCUGGCCUUCUGCGCGCUGCUGCAUCACUUCUUGCCGGACGCCUUCGACUACUCCUCGCUCUCCCCCGACUCCCGCAGACACAACUUCACGCUCGCCUUCAAAAUUGCAGAUGAGAAGGCGGGCAUCUACCCUCUCCUGGACGUGGAUGACAUGGUCGCCAUGCGGAAGCCGGACUGGAAGUGCGUGUUCACGUACGUGCAGUCCAUCUACCGCCGGUUCAAGGACGAGCGCUGA
Danaus chrysippus (African queen) is the source of this 765-nucleotide messenger RNA. The record is from the annotation of a GenBank genome assembly. NCBI's taxonomy places the organism in Eukaryota, Metazoa, Arthropoda, Insecta, Lepidoptera, Nymphalidae.